AUGUCGCAGGUUUCUCAGAUUCAGUCAAAGGGGAUUUACCGGGGCCUCCCUACCUUUCCGGACACCCACGAAGGGUACACGGCUGUGGUGGCGGGCGCCAACGGCAUUUCCGGUCACCACAUGCUGCGUGUUCUGUGCGAGUCACCGAAAAGAUGGAAGAAGAUUUAUGCUGUUUGUCGACGACCUCCUAAUGGCGAGUGGCCAGCCCAUGUUGAACACGUUUCGCUGGAUCUCCUUCAAGCGCCCGAAAUCCUAGCAGCAGAGUGUUCAAAGCGUGGAAUAAAGCCUGAUUAUGCGUUCUUCUUUGCCUAUAUCCAGCCGAAACCCAAGGAAGGCGAGGCCAUCUGGAGUGCUGUGGAUGAAUUGGUGAGAAUCAAUACGCUGCUACUGAAAAACUUCCUCGAGAUGUUCGCAUUGGCCCAAACACUCCCCAAGAGGGUUCUUCUUCAACUCGGGGCCAAGUAUUACGGUGUACACCUAGGGCCGACCACCGUGCCACAGGAGGAAUCAGACCCUCGCGUGCUGAUCGAGCCCAAUUUCUACUAUCCGCAGGAAGACUAUCUGGUUAACUUUGCUCAAUACCAUAAUAUUGGGUGGAAUGUUAUCCGUCCAUCCUGGAUUCCCGGCGCAGUUCCUGAUGCUGCGAUGAGCCUUUGUCUCCCUCUGGCAAUCUACGCGGUCGUUCAAAAGCAUCUCGGGAGGCCGCUGGAAUAUACUGCUGAUUUAUUAGCAUGGCAAGCCAACCAGACGAUGUCAUCGGCGAUGAUGAAUAGUUAUCUUGGAGAAUGGGCCGUUCUGACCGACCAAGCAAAGAACGAGAGUUUCAACGCCUCCGAUGACUGCGCCUUCACUUGGGAGAAGUUCUGGCCGAAGCUAGCAAAGCGUUUCGACAUGGAAUGGAAGGGUCCAGUGGAUGACCCAUCGCAAUACACAGAGACUGAAUUUCAAUAUAACCCUCCCCCUCGUGGAUAUGGACCCCCAGCCAAACUGCGGACCCGGUUCACGUUGACAGAAUGGGCGAAGAAGCCCGAGAUCCAAGAUGCCUGGAAGGAAAUAGCCGCGAAGAAUGGGCUUGCUGAUGGCACUCUUGGCGAUGUCGACCGGGUCUUUGGAUUCACUGAUGUUGCCCUGGGCAGCCCGUACCCUAUUCAUUUCAGCACGGCGAAAGCUAAGAAGUUCGGCUUCUUUGGCUUUGUCGACUCGACCGAGUCGAUAUUCGAUGUCUUUCAGGGCUUUGUCGACCUCAAAAUGAUUCCCCCUCUCCCAAGGGAAUCCGCUUGA
Messenger RNA from Aspergillus puulaauensis, 1281 nucleotides. RefSeq names its product SDR family oxidoreductase. NCBI's taxonomy places the organism in Eukaryota, Fungi, Ascomycota, Eurotiomycetes, Eurotiales, Aspergillaceae. The coding region runs from base 1 to 1281 and encodes 426 amino acids. The record is from RefSeq and is a predicted model, not a curated record. The transcript is spliced from 4 exons.